UGAAAAGAAAAUAUCAGCAUUAGGGUUGGUCGGGUCGCUGGUCCUUUUCUUCACCCUCCACUCGCUCUCUCUCUCUCUCUCAUUCAUUCUUGCUUCGAUUCCAGAACUUGCAGCACGAAAAUUCGCAUCGCUCUCAUCUUCAUCUUCACUCACUGAAAGGGAACUAUUGGAUAUCAGUGACUUGUUCUUAUGUUGUGACAGUCAUAGGCAUCUAUGUCAAACUAAACUAAAUUGACUCCACUCUGAUCAUCAUGGCUGGAUUGUUGCUUGGUGAUAUCUCUCAUCAUGGAUCAUAUCAAAGUGGUUCACAAGGAGGCUCUCAGGACAAUCAAGAGUAUGGUUCUCGUUGGUACUUUUCUAGGAAGGAGAUCGAAGAAAAUUCACCUUCCAAACAAGACGGUGUAGAUUUGAAGAAAGAAGCUUACCUACGCAAAUCAUACUGUACAUUUCUACAAGACCUAGGCAUGAGACUUAAAGUACCUCAGGUAACUAUUGCCACAGCAAUAAUUUUUUGUCAUCGGUUCUUUCUUCGGCAAUCCCAUGCAAAGAAUGACAGGAGGAUCAUUGCUACCGUGUGCAUGUUUCUUGCUGGGAAGGUUGAAGAAACUCCUCGCCCUCUAAAAGAUGUUAUUCUUGUUUCAUAUGAAAUUAUACACAAGAAGGAUCCUGCAGCUGUUCAGAGAAUCAAACAGAAGGAUGUGUAUGAACAGCAGAAAGAAUUAAUUUUACUUGGAGAGAGGGUUGUUCUUGCAACUCUUGGUUUUGAUCUUAAUGUGCACCAUCCUUACAAACCUCUUGUUGAGGCAAUUAAGAAAUUCAAAGUUGCUCAAAAUGCUCUUGCUCAAGUUGCAUGGAAUUUUGUUAAUGAUGGGCUUCGGACAUCUCUUUGCCUGCAGUUUAAACCCCAUCACAUUGCAGCUGGAGCCAUAUUCCUUGCUGCGAAGUUCCUCAAGGUGAAGCUCCCAUCAGACGGGGAAAAGGUUUGGUGGCAAGAGUUUGAUGUCACUCCCCGCCAGUUGGAGGAAGUUAGUAAUCAAAUGCUGGAGCUAUAUGAACAAAACCGAAUGGCACAGUCAAAUGAUGUUGAAGGAACCACAGGAGGUGGCAACAGGGCAACUCCAAAAGCUCCAACUAGCAAUGAUGAAGCUGCAUCCACAAACAGAAAUUUGCAUAUCGGAGGUCCAAGUUCAACACUUGAAACAUCAAAACCUGCAACAUCUAAAAAUGUUUUUGUGUCAUCUGCUAAUCAUGUGGGACGCCCUGUAUCGAAUCAUGGUGUAAGUGGAAGCACCGAAGUGAAACACCCGGUGGAAGAUGAUGUCAAAGGCAAUCUACAUCCUAAACAGGAACCUUCAGCAUAUGAGGAAAACAUGCAGGAAGCUCAAGACAUGGUGAGAUCUCGAUCAGGUUAUGCCAAAGGUAAUCAACAUCCUAAGCAGGAACCUUCAACAUAUGAGGAAAAAAUGCAGGAAGCUCAAGACAUGGUGAGAUCUCGAUCAGGUUAUGGCAAAGAGCAAGAGAGCAACGUUGGGAGAAGCAACAUUAAGGAGGAAGAUGUUGAAUUGAAUGAUAAACAUAGCAGCAAGAACCUAAAUCACAGAGAUGCUACAUUUGCCUCGCCGAAUCUGGAAGGCAUUAAAAAAAUCGAUAGGGACAAGGUAAAAGCUGCAUUAGAGAAACGAAAGAAAGCAACUGGUAAUAUUUCUAAGAAAACUGAGUUAGUGGAUGAUGAGGAUCUGAUUGAGAGGGUCAGGGAACUCGAAGAUGGAAUUGAAUUGGCUGCUCAGAGUGAGAAGAAUAAACAGGAUGGACGGAAAAGCUUGUCUAAGUCCUUAGACAGAUCAGCUUUUGAGAAUAUGCAGCAUGGAAAACAUCAAGAUCAUUCAGAAGAGCAUCUCCAUUUGGUGAAGCCAUCACAUGAAGCAGAUUUAAGUGCUGUAGAAGAAGGGGAGGUGUCUGCACUUGAUGACAUUGACCUGGGACCCAAGUCAAGCAACCAGAAGAGAAAAGUAGAGAGCUCCCCUGAUAAUUUUGUGGAGGGGAAAAAGCGGCAUAAUUAUGGUUCCGGAUCUACCCACCAUAAUCGCAUUGAUUAUAUAGAAGAUCGAAACAAGGUCAACCGGCUGGGACAUGCUGAGAGGGACAGCAAAAGGCAUAUACAGGAAAACCAAGUUUGAUGCAGUGUUUUAGUGUGUUUAAUUAUGUGCAUUUACCAUCUUGAAUCGCGUACUUAAAGCUACUAUUUGUAGCUUCAACUUUACGUCGCUUGCGUGAUUGCACUAGUUUCCAAAUACACUGUUAGUGUGGCCGAGCCUGUCUCAUUGUUUUCAAGUCUUGUCUGGGUAUACACAUGCUUCUUGGAAAAGAUCCUGGAAUGCUCUCAACUCUAAUAAUCCAACUGCCUCUGCUGCCCACCAAAUCCCCCAGGGCAUGGGAAUUUAACUAGAUAGAAGGUAAUUUGAACUAAUUUAGUUCGGUGAAGGAUCAAUUCCAUUUCAUGGAUACAUGGGGAAACUUGUGUUGUUGAAAGUGAGAUUUUGUUUAAAUUAAGGAUGGACUUAUAAUAGAACGUCUAUAUUCCUGUGGGAUCAUAGAUCUAUUAUUUAUAUCAUUAUUGUCCAUGUGAAAUCAUAGUUAACUAGUUGUGAUGAUAA
Messenger RNA from Lotus japonicus, 2654 nucleotides. RefSeq names its product cyclin-T1-3-like. Gene Ontology annotation, cellular component: cyclin/CDK positive transcription elongation factor complex; nucleus. The coding region runs from base 252 to 2177 and encodes 641 amino acids. Gene Ontology annotation, biological process: positive regulation of DNA-templated transcription, elongation; regulation of transcription by RNA polymerase II. The transcript is spliced from 7 exons. NCBI's taxonomy places the organism in Eukaryota, Viridiplantae, Streptophyta, Magnoliopsida, Fabales, Fabaceae. The record is from RefSeq and is a predicted model, not a curated record. Gene Ontology annotation, molecular function: cyclin-dependent protein serine/threonine kinase activator activity.